This is a messenger RNA of Glycine soja, 1733 nucleotides long. Its product is annotated as UPF0496 protein At1g20180-like. Bases 100 to 1245 code for a protein of 381 amino acids. The transcript is spliced from 2 exons. Lineage: Eukaryota; Viridiplantae; Streptophyta; Magnoliopsida; Fabales; Fabaceae. The record is from RefSeq and is a predicted model, not a curated record.
AUAUAUAUUUCGGUGCCAUAAUUCCUUCAUUCCGUUAAUUAGAUUUCGAGUCCACGCAACAACCCAGAAUUAGAUCUCUCAUUAAUUUCUUCUUUAUAUAUGCGCGAUAUGACAUGUACUGGGUGGAUUUGUUCUCUACGAAGAACAGGUAGAUCACGGAAGGAAUGUAACGAAGAUAGAUUGUAUAAGAAGCAAAGCGUGAAUGAGGAAUAUUUGGAAGCAUUCAGAACAAAGUCUUACAUCGAAAUAUGCAACAAAGCACAAGAGGGGAUUGAAAAGACAAGCACCAAAAUGCUAACUUCCUCUUCUUCUUCAAUCCCUUUGUGCAUGCAGCUCACGGAGUAUUUGCUUGAGCCGCAUCAAGAGAUGAUAGCAAACAUAACACAGAGAUUGAAGCUGCAUCAUCUUCUUGUGAACUACUUCGAAGCAAGCUUAGAAGCGUGUCGUUGUUGUGACACAAUCCUUGAAGCCAUCCAUUCAAUGCGACUUGCUUAUCGACGAAUCACAAGGGUUGUUAAGCUAAGCAAAACGGUCCUUGACGAUGAAGAUGAUGACAAUGACGACAAAAUCCACAACAAGUAUGUAAUCUAUAGAGAGUUAGCUUCCUUUGCUAUGCAAAAAAACCCUUUGUCCGUUGUUAUUAGCACCGUGAAGUUCCGUGACAUCCACGACAGAUACGUGGAACUCUUGCAAAGACUGAAAUCAACGAGAAGGGAAAUUCGAAGGAGGUUGACAUUAAAGAGGGUUUGCAAGAAGGUUUUGGGGAUUGCUCUUAUUACUGCUCAUAGCGUGGUUCUUGUUGCUUUGUUAGUGUUUGCUUUUCACAGCAUUGUUGGGUUGGUGGCUGCGCCUAGUAUCGUGUGUGGGUUGGUUGGUUUGUUCGUGAAGAGGGGCCGUGAAAGGUUUAGGUCAAGCUAUUGUGAUGAUGAGAAGCUGUGUGAACAACUUGAUGUGGCUGCAAAAGGGGUUUAUGUUCUGAGCAAUGAUUUGGACACAAUGGGUAGGAUGGUGAAGAGGCUGCACGAUGAAGUGGAGCAUAGGAAAGUGGUUGCUGAGGUUUGUGUGAGGAAUGAGAAGAGUGAGAUACUACUGAAGCAGGUUAUGAGGGAUUUUCAUGAGCAUGAGUCUAGCUUUCUGGAGCAGUUGGAAGAGCUUGAGGGGCAUAUCUACUUGUGCUUUCUCACCACAAACAGAUCAAGGAGGCUUGUUGUGCAAGAAAUUACGGACAAAAAAGUAAAACAUUGAAAAACAACACAUUUCUUAUUCCUUGUUAUCUCUUCCUUUGAGAAAAUUUUUAAGUUAUAUAAGUUAAUCAAAAUUUCGAUGAAUAAAUUAGGAUAAAAUUAAAGUGAUGUUGUUUAUUUUGAAAUAUCAUUUUUCGAUGAAAGAUGAUUUUUCGAGAACACAACAUUAAGGUCACAUGAGUUAGUUAAGUCCAUAUAUAUGAAGAUUCUGCAUGCGCUAGCUAGCUGUCACAGUGGACAUGGAGGAAGGUUUAAUUUCACAAGAAGGAUGGCUCUUCCUUCUCUUUAUGGCAAUUAAGGUGCUUUUGAAUUUGAUGACGCCUCAUUAACGUUUUAAAUCAAUUUUCCUAGACCAUAAUGCAUAUAUGAUGAUAUAUAUACAUGUCUCUAAAAUUAAGGUCGAUCGCAUAAAAAAUCUUAGGUUCGUAGCAUGUACAAGUUUUUGUUUUCUAGUUUUUUGUUAUACAGUCAGUUUCUAUAUAUUGUACA